This is a messenger RNA of Pseudoliparis swirei, 1108 nucleotides long. RefSeq names its product interleukin-15-like. Gene Ontology annotation, cellular component: extracellular region. Gene Ontology annotation, molecular function: cytokine receptor binding. The transcript is spliced from 6 exons. NCBI's taxonomy places the organism in Eukaryota, Metazoa, Chordata, Actinopteri, Perciformes, Liparidae. The record is from RefSeq and is a predicted model, not a curated record. Gene Ontology annotation, biological process: immune response. Bases 171 to 683 code for a protein of 170 amino acids.
GUCGUUCUCUGGACCCACAUCUGGACCGCCCCGAGCGUUAAUAACACAGGACAUGGACUAAUGAGACAAAAAAGCUUUCUGAGAAUACGUGAAAUGCAACAAUGUGACGCUGGCUUGUUGCUCCGCUGGCUAGGAGAGCGACCGCGGCCGCGACGCAAUUGACAGACUUCAUGACGGCGUUCCCGGUGAUCCUCGUCCAGCCCACAUGUCCCGGUGGCCAGCGCGCGAAAGGUGUCCAGUUCCAGUUGACCUGUCACCUUUACCGAGAGAGUCACAAACUAGAGGUCUGGCUUUGUUUCUUAAUUCUGAGCUUCCUGAGUACUUCUACGUGUGCCGCUCCUGAGCCGGAAACAUUUCAGCUACUGAAGUGUUUGAAGUUCGAAGGACUGAAAAAUGCCAUUGAGAAAUCUGAGGCGAUGCUGUAUGCUCCGUCCAGUAGUGACAUAAAAGAAAACUGUAAAAUGAAAUCGCUCAAAUGUUACAUGUCGGAGUUGAUCAUGGUCAUCGUUGAGGAAGAAAUUCAGGACCCUAAAGCACAUUGUAUCUUUGAUUUCAAUGAGAGGCUGCCGCCAGACCACCCUGUCGACUGUCCACCAUGUGAAGCAUACUCACUUAAAAAUAUUAAAGUAUUCCUGAAAAGACUCAUGAGACUUUUGCAAGAAAUGAAUAGUCGGAAAGCGUAAUGUGAUGUAAAUACGGUAUAAGCUACAAAUGUAAAUUUGUAAAUAUUUAUAAAGAAUGACUCUAUAAGAAUGGCUGUUUUUAUUUUGUAGAUAUCACACUGACUAUACCAACCUGUGAAAAAGCAUGCCGUCCUGUAUUCUAAAAUAUGAGUUUAAAUGUUUGAAAGAACUAAAUCUCAAGCCUUUGAUUGUUUUGAACUGUGCACAUGAAGUCUGGUCACUGUGCGGCACAACUCGCCUUCCAGUGGGACGGUUUUGAGAGAAGGACCAGGAAGUAGCAAAGAGUAGCAGCAUGUACUGUAUACAGAUGUUUAAUAUGAAUAAGCUCUCUGCUGAACACUACUGAAUGUAUGAUACUGUACACGCCGUAUGAACUCCAGUAUCUUCACAAUAGUGGCUCACUCCAUUAAAUACUACCACAACUA